UUCACACUCGUGCAACUUGGUGCAACAAGCUAAAGUGCCAAGAACCCGUUGUUUGUCUUCAGAUUUUCCUGAUUCUCUGGCGUGAAGCACAAUAACCAUGCGAUGGAAGCCUCAGCAUAUGGCGAUACCUGCUUUGGUAAUUUGCCUGUACCUGAUCACCGCUCCCUUGUUCAAGAAUCGUCGGGCGAGGCAAAUAAGAGUGAUGCAGCCGAUGCCACCUGCACAUCUGAAGAACCCAAGCACAACGAAGUCUUGUGUCCCUCAGAAUUCAGUGUAUUUCCUCAAGAUCCCGAAGUGCGCCUCUACUACUAGCUUCCAGAUUUUUGUCGCGUACGGAGUCAAGCACGGACUUACGUUCGCCCUGCCUAGAAGAUUGGUUGUGUCUCCGCAGCGUCUGCCGCCAGAGUACCAUGGUUCCCCCGACGGUCGUUACGACAUGGUUGUAUCCCAUACGCUGUUUGACAAGAAGGGAGUACAGCAGGUGAUGAGAGAAUCAGCUAAAUACGUUGCAACGAUACGGGAACCAGCAUCUCGCUUCGAGUCCAUGUGGUAUUAUGGAAAGAAUUUUGAUAAGAAUCUUUCUGCCUUCGCAAAAGCGUCACAAUACACGAAGAUUGAGAAGAUGAGACUAAACAAACUUGCUACUUUUUUCGGGGUCAAAUCUCCCAGCGACCGUGUAACAGAAAGCGAGAUGUAUAGCAAGGCAAAAGGGCUGAAUGAGACCUUUGACUUGGUCAUGAUUGCUGAGAGGUUCGACGAGUCCCUGGUCCUCCUGAAGCACCUCAUGUGCUGGGACACUCAAGACAUCGUUUAUGUCAAAGCUAAGAUUCGGAGUGCGUCUUAUAGGCCUAAGUCCUCAGAGGCUAUUAUGGACAGGCUUCGAGAACUGAACAGACAGGAUGUCAUUCUGUACAAGUUCUUCAGUGAAGUGUUUGAGGAGAAAGUGAAAGCCUUUGGCGAGGAAAGAAUGCGGAGGGAAGUCGAGGAUCUUCGCCAAGCAAAUGCUCGAUUUCUGGAAGACUGCGGAGCUGAACUCAGUGGAUCAUCCAAGACUGUGAAAACUUGGCGAGUAACAAGCAGUUCAAGUAUUUGCAAAAUGAUUUCACUGUCGGGGUCUAAUAUCAUAAAGCAACUUAUAAGAAGGCAGAAGAUAUGGGUCUCUAGUCACUUAACUUACAACCUGUCAUCAUGGACUUUCACUUAAGUGAAAGAAGAAAGGGUAUUUUAAAUAUACGUGAAAGGAACGAUAGUAAUCUAUUGAAAAAGAAAACUUUACUUAAAGGUAUAUAUUAACAUUUACAUUUUGUUAGUCUACUUAUUUCCUUAAAAGAUUUACCAUUAAUCAUUAUAUAGUUAUACAUUUCACCGCUAAUAUUAAUGUAUGAAAAGAUUUACCCUUAAUUAUUUUAUACAAUUAUUUUUUAAUCCAUUAAUUACAUUAUAUAGUUAA
Messenger RNA from Penaeus vannamei (Pacific white shrimp), 1450 nucleotides. NCBI's taxonomy places the organism in Eukaryota, Metazoa, Arthropoda, Malacostraca, Decapoda, Penaeidae. The record is from RefSeq and is a predicted model, not a curated record.